AUCAAAUACCCCCUCAAAAGAGCUAAAUCGGAUAACAGCCCGUGCUUUAUUUGAGGAAUAGAAAGCACUCUAAUCUCCCCGCGAAAAAAGAAAAUUAAAUUGAUGCAUACGCAUGUGUCUCUUCCCGUGUUAGCUCGUUAGAUGGGAUUAUUUAUGAAUAGCAGAAUCAGUGCCGAGCUGUAUCCUAUUGAAAUCCCGGCUAAAUGUUGACAAGUAUUCCCAAAAUUGGAACGUGCGUUGCCUCCGUUGAAGAUUCAGUCAUUCGCGAACCAGCAUCAUCUACAUCAACAAGUGACAUCAGGUGGUGAGUGAAUCAAGUGUCAUGUCGAAGGGUGUCAUCAAUCUUCGCGUCGAUCGUGGAAGGUUCAAGCGUGCUUGUGAAGUGUAACGAACUCAACUUUAAAGUUCAUGAUUUCGAAACGGAACCAUCAUUCCCGUUGGCUGUGAGAAAUGCUUGAAAUUCGUUAAAAUUCAGCUCCAUCCAUCGUAACCAUCGGUAGCUACAUCACAGUGCUGGCAUAGCAUAUUUCUAAAAACCGUGAAGGAUUGUGCUUUUUACCACGAGAAUUUUCUCUUGAACGGCAAAGGAAGAAAUAGUAUUGCAGUCGCACGUUCGCAACACUUUUGGGGGUGAAGUAUGCUGAAGGAAAAGGAAGAUGAUCAGGAAAUAUGCAAAGCACCAUCACCGGCAUCGGAGGAAAGGAAACUCUCGAGGGAUGCCGACACGGAUCCGGUUGGAUCACAAAGGGUAUUCAAGAAGACGUCAUCCAAUCAGCUGCUAACACUGUACCUCGGCAGCCGGGAACUGGUGGCCCGGAAAGGAGCUAUCGAACCACUCAGGGGUGUCAUCUACAUCGAUCCCAAAAUCAUCAACGAUGCCAAAAUCUACGGGCAGCUGACGUUGACCUUCCGAUAUGGCCGCGAGGACGAAGAAGUAAUGGGUCUGAAGUUCUGCAAUGAAGCCGUCAUCGCCUUGCAGCAGAUAUGGCCAAAGCCUAUUGGGACCGAACCGGAAGCCCUAACACCUCUGCAGGAAGCCCUUCUGGAUAGACUGGGAAAAAAUGCAGUUCCUUUUGCGCUGGAAAUUGGCACACUGGCACCACCUAGCGUGCAGUUAUUACCGGCGAAGCGCUACACCGGGGCACCCAUCGGGACCAGCUACGAUGUGCGAGUUUACACGGCUGAGUCCACAACGGAUGAACGAGUCCAAAGGCGGUCGACUGUCAGGUUGGGAGUGAGAUUGAUUCACAAGAUAUGCCCAGAGUCGAACAAAGCGUCCGCGCUGGAAACCGCCACCGAGAACAAUUCUUACUCGGUCAGCGACUCCGGUGGUCUCGGGCCAAAGUCUCCUCCCAUUGCGGUAGACCCACCCAGCAAUAGUAGCAGCACCAUCACUAAUCCAACUACUCCGACCAGCAUGGCAAACAGUGCCAUCAAUCCACCUGCCGCUUCCGCUUCCUCUGGCGGCGGCGGGGGAAGCAAUAAUAGCACCAUACCACGCGCUCUGAGGUUGCGACUUUCACCGAAGUCGCUCAAGCUAUCCUCGCUGCAUCGGCACAGCAGCAGCGUCGACAGCACCAACGGAGGCAUCCGGACCUAUGGCGAGCACGGCUUGAUUGAACUAACGGAUGUGAACAAGGGACCGCAGGUAUCCGUGGACAAACCGUUCCUGUGGGCCGACGGCCGUGUGAACCUGAAAGCCUCCCUUAACAAAGCGGCAUAUGUGCACGGGGAAAACGUUACGGUGACGCUCGACAUAAAAAACGACAGCCGGAAAAUCGUGCGGAAAAUUCGGCUGGUUGCCGUUCAGCAUGUGGACGUCUGUAUGUUCAGCAACGGGAAGUUCAAAAACGUUGUCGCCGAAGUGGACGUCAGCAAACACAUCGGACCGGGAGACACUCUGCAUGCGUCGUAUUCGCUGCUUCCGGUUAGAGGAACAACCAAAAACUGGAUUGCCGUGGAGGGUGCCUUGUUCAGCAGCAGUUUCAGCGAUCCCACUGCAUCGGCCUACAAUUCGAAGCUAGCCACCAGUGCACCCCGAGGAAUCCUAUCAACGCUCUCCGCAUCGGAGGAAAAAAACGUGUUCGCCAUCUAUGUGUCCUAUUACGUUAAGGUUAAACUAAUACUCAGCAGUAUGGGAGGAGAGGUUUCAUUAAAGUUACCGUUCGUCCUGGGGAAUGUGGAAAUCUCGGACCCCAGUGCGAACCCAACUACGCUCAGUGGGCUCAAAAAGCUCCGGGAAAUGAGCAGAAAGUCCAGUUCCGUCACUAGCAAUGGAGGUAGCAGCUUAGACAUUGUGCCACGAUCGCCGAUAACGCGAGAAUUCAGCUGUCGUGAAUCGGACGACGACCCCGACGAUACCGAUCGGAUCAAUCGAAUUGCGGAGCACAAACAAUCAGAACAAACGAAUGCCAGGCCGAUCGAUGUCGGCGGUUUCUCCAACUCGGUUACCGCCAGCCAACGACAACGGAACCAACAAUCGGAGGGAAAUGUUCAAAAAAUUCCAAAUUCAACGAUAACCUCAACAGUACAAUCGAUGUGAUCACCGAAGACUUUCAAACCAUUACGGCCAACAUUAGCAAUCUGGUCAAGUCGGACUCGAGCAAAUCGAACCUCAACGAAUCGGGCUUGGCCUGCCAGCAGGAGAUCAGCGUCGAGGCUCAGAUCCACUGUCCCCUGGUGACGGACGACGGCCUUACCCAGAAUUGAUUAACGCAAACCGAAGACCGACUACCAAGUAGAGAACUAUUGUUAUAGCAGUCGUUAGUAGUGCCCCCACUAACUGUUAGAGCGACCUAAGGAAACCCUACUAGUUUUGAUCUUUUACUAAUUCUCAACCUGCUGGAUAGCGUUGAAUGUUUAUACAAAGGAAUGUGCCCAAGCGGUACGAUAGGUUUUAUCAAGCACUGUUUGCACGGACUGUGGCAAAGAGACUCAUAGGCAUAAUAUUUAGGAAUAACAAUUACACUAGUCAGGAAUACCCCUUUCGCGAUGUGUAAGAAAAAGUUUCAAGUCUGUCUGGUAUCACUAUUUUCUGUGAACUGUUGUAUUGGGGGUAAGAAAGGGUAAUCCAAAUCUGCACUCAUGUCACUGUACCUACUAGGGAAGGAUUCAAUACGGCUGUUCCUGCGUAGAUUUAGAUUGAGCUGAGAAAAAAA
Aedes aegypti (yellow fever mosquito) is the source of this 3158-nucleotide messenger RNA. RefSeq names its product phosrestin-2. Gene Ontology annotation, molecular function: G protein-coupled receptor binding. Gene Ontology annotation, biological process: G protein-coupled receptor internalization; signal transduction. The coding region runs from base 638 to 2542 and encodes 634 amino acids. The transcript is spliced from 9 exons. NCBI's taxonomy places the organism in Eukaryota, Metazoa, Arthropoda, Insecta, Diptera, Culicidae. The record is from RefSeq and is a predicted model, not a curated record. Gene Ontology annotation, cellular component: cytoplasm.